Messenger RNA from Oikopleura dioica, 1962 nucleotides. NCBI's taxonomy places the organism in Eukaryota, Metazoa, Chordata, Appendicularia, Copelata, Oikopleuridae. The record is from the annotation of a GenBank genome assembly.
AUGAAGAAGGGAUUAAAAUUGAUAUUCUUGGGCUUGAUUUCAACCCUUCAAGCCUCAACCUUCACCUUUUUCGACGACAACCAAAAGCUCAGCUUCUACCCAGAAACAUCCAACGACGCUUCUUCCAAAAAUGUCCUCGCACUCGAUCUGCAAUUCGAAUUUUUCGUCGAUUCUCUCGAUGGAGAACUUGUCAGUAUGGAUUCGAGAGAGCGCGAUUUGGAGUGGGAUAUUGUUGUCGACGUCAGCAGGGCGAAUAUGACCAUUUCAUUCAAUGCGUAUGACUCGGCGAGUAAUCAGAACUUGGAUGAUAAAGUUGUGCUCCCUGCUAGUCCGCUCGAAGCUUACAAAUGGUAUCAAAUGUCAUUAAAGAUCGAAGAUGGACACUUGAGCGCUUCGCUCGAAAUUGAAGGCCGCAAACUCCAGACCAAAAAGGACUUGAAAAUCUUCGAAAACAUCGAUUUCUUAAAAUCAGCGGAUAGAAUUGAAUUCGGCCGAGAUUUAAUCGGAUGCUUGGGCGGAGUCAAACAUCAAAAUCAGGAGAUUACAAGCGAUAGUACUGGCGGCGCGCUUGUCAAACGACCUUCGGAGAUUCUAGACGGAUGUUAUUUCGAAGAUGAAUGUUUCAAGUAUGAUCCGUCAAGCCGGCGAUUUAACCCUUCAUGUCUCCACUCCGGAAUAUGCUCAACAAGCAAUUUGACGUCUCCAACUACUCUCUACAAGUGCGACUGUCCAAGUCCGUUUGUCGGGCAAAACUGCGCCAACGAAUUGAGCACCGCGGAUUUUAUUGAUGACGAGCUCAGCUUUAUCAUUCAUCUUGUUCAGCUUGAAAGCAACAAAAUCGACUUUGAAACGCGCUUCAAAACGAACCAGGAAACAUCCUUUUUGGCAUUUUUGGGCGACACUAGUCUAAGAAACCGGCUCAAUUGUAUCAUCAAAAUAUACAAUGAGACUUUAAUUGUCUUUAAAAUAGCAUUUUUCUUGUCAAAAAAUGAGCCGUCCGAUACGCAGGUCUCUGAUGACCUGUGGCAUGACCUGAAGAUUUCGCUGCUUCCGGACUCUCUCCAAAUCGAGCUAGAUAAGAAUGUGACCGAAACACUGGCGCUGGAGAGAGAUGUAAAUGUGACGUCUGAAUUUGCAUAUAUUGGAGGCCUACCGGAUAUAAUUACAAAAGUCCUCGCAGCUGGAAAUGGACCUGAUUCGGGAAUUGAAAACAACAAUGCAAAGCUUCUCGAUUCAACGUUUUUCUUCCACGGAGAAAUUCAAGAUGUUCGCUUGAAUAAGAAAUUUCUGCUCUUUGAAGACUCCGAUGAUGAGAAAUUUGAAGGAGACAUGCACUUAGAAAACGGGUGGAAAAUUGUUUUGCCGAAAGAAAAAAGCGCAGUGAAGAAUGAAAAGAAGGUGGAAAAUUGCGAGUGCAAGAAUGGAGGGAACUAUAUUGAAAAUGGCGGAUGCGAGUGUCCAUCGGGAACCGAAGGUUUCUUCUGCGAAGUAUUCACCAACUGCAUCGACAACUUGUGCCCAAAUCCAACCCUUUGCCGCCCUCUAACAACUGGCUAUAUUUGCGAUCACCCCAUCACGCUCGGCGCGGACGACGAUCUUUGCGCAAAUCAACGUCUUCGGCUGUUGACGUCGCCGCCCGCUGAGCCGCUCUCGUCAAUUUCGCUCAGCGUCAGGACUAGAUCUUCUUCAACCCCUUUUCUAUCAAUCAACGAGGCUGUUGAAUUGUCAGUCACUUCUGAUGGCCUUGUCAAUGUGACACUAGCCCCGGAUAUUCUGAAAAUGCCACGAGCUGUUUCCACAAUUAUCUCUGGCGCGUCAAUUUCAGAUGGACUCUUCCAUGAUAUCAAUUUGGAACUGCUGCCUCAAAAAAUCAUCUUGUCGAUAAAUGGCCAUGUGGAUGAUUUGGUGGAAGUUCAGCUUACUCAGAAACACUGGCCAUUGAAAUUGACGUGCUUUUUUUAA